This is a messenger RNA of Closterium sp. NIES-65, 2664 nucleotides long. The record is from the annotation of a GenBank genome assembly. Lineage: Eukaryota; Viridiplantae; Streptophyta; Zygnematophyceae; Desmidiales; Closteriaceae.
AUGCUUAACGUUGACGGAUUGGGAGUCGAUGGUCUAGACGUAGGUGCGGGUCAGCCAGCGACCGGAAAUGGAGCGGCUGGUCUCCUUCGCGGAAACAGUCCUGCAGGAGAGGGAACGACGACUCAGUCGCAGAGCGAAUCCAGUAGCGGAAAAUUGGCAAGCGGGGAUACAGGAUCCGGUGGUGGUGUGGGAGCCGGCCAAGAGUACACAAUGGAAGCCCUUCCCACAGCAAGACAAGUGGAAGGCGCCGCUGUGUGCCACGAAGAACAGUCUUUCUGGGUGAACUCGCGCCUGCGCACGGUGGCGUGCAACGCAUCGCAGCCGUUGAUCACGAAUGCGCCUGACAUGCUCAACAACAUCUUCGUGCCGCUCUACGCCUGCCCCUUCCAGGAACGCCUUGGGCCCUGGGGCGAAGGCGGCAAGUGGGUGUGCAUGGCCCCAGCUGCCUUUCAGUCAGCGCCAGUUGUUUACAGCAUUCACUCCAACGCAGCGUACGGCUUUGAGCUGGCGGCGUCCAUAGCGCUGCACACGCGGCCACAUGUGUUCAGCUCGUCGCUGUCGGCGGAGCAGCAGGUGGCAGUGAGGGCGGUGGCGCACGUGGAGUUCCACGAGGCGGGGCUGGCGCUGGCCAAGGACGCCAAGCCCACGGACGUCUCGCUGCCCGACCUGCUGGCGGCGGCCAAGCACACCUACGUGGACGUGCUCUACCUCGCAGCGGACUGCCCCGAAUGUGAGGUUGCCUUCAUCCGCCAACUCAACGCCUCCUACGGCUCCAACCCCGCCUCCGGCCUCUCCCGCUCAGGAGGCCUGCUGCCCUUCGGCCAGAUCAUGAUGCUGCUGGCAAAUGUCCAACAAGUGCGGCAGAUGCUAGAGGUGGAGUACACGUUGGAGAAUCUGGGGUACCGGUUGUUCCACGUGGAGACCAAGCCCAACGGCCACCUGGAGGUGGCCUACAUCCACGCCUCCCUUGUGCAGCCGCCCCAACCCGCUGACUGCCCCGUCGACACUGCAGGCCUGAAGUACCCCGACCACCAGCAGAUUGACGAUGCUGCUGUGUGCCAAGCAGAAUCUUCUUUCCAGGUGAACAUGGCGCUGCGGCGGGCGGCACUGGGGGCGGAGCAGCCGCUGACGCUGUCGCUGGCGGAGAUGAAGGAGCUCAUCUACGUGCCGCUCUACCCCUGCCCCUACGAGGAACGCAUCGGCGAGUGGGGAGACGGCGGCAAGUGGGUGUGCAUGCUCGCGUCUGCACUGCAAAAGCAGCCAAUCGUCUACAGUGUGGGGAGCAACGAGCAGUUUGCGUUUGAACAGGGCAUGGCGGAGUCGGUGCGCACCAAGGCGUUCACGUUUGACCCGUUCAUCACGGCGACGCAGCAGGCGCACAUGCGCUCGCUGCCCUUCCUGCACUUCCACGCCAUCGGCGUGGCGGGCGAGGAGUCGCUGGCGUACUACCACAAGCAGAACCCCGACUACGACUUCAAGACGCUCGCACAGCUCAUGCUCUUCCUCAACCACAGCUAUGUCGACGUGCUCAAGAUCGACUGCGAGGGCUGCGAGGUCGCCUUUGUGCGCGACAUCGCCCGCGCCUACGGCUCCGAACCCGCCACCCUCGCCAGCAAGGGCGGCGUGCUGCCCUUCGGCCAAGUGCUCAUGGAACUGCACCAGAUCACGAACACCAAGGCGAUGCUGGCGCUGCUGUACACGUUUGAGAGUCUGGGGUACCGUCUGUUCCACGUGGAGACGAACCCGCUGUGCCUCAUCUGCAUCGAGGUGGCCUACAUCCACGAUUCCCUCCUCCAGCCCGCCAACCCCCAGGCCUGCCCCAAAGCCCCCCUCAACGACCCCGCCACCCUCACCAAAAUCUCAGCCACUGGUGGUGGAGGUGGUUCUGCUGCUGUUGCUGAUGUCUCAGCCAAUGUCGACUUGCCGGCUGCUGGUGAAGCAAUCCGUGGCCUCCACGAGCGCCACGUGUCAGCACGAUAUCUCGCUCCUCGGAAUCGCGGCAGCAUGGUGAAAGUGACCAUGAUAGCGCGAGCCACGGACGGCCUGCCUCUGGCGGAGGGGCUGGACGACGGGCGGGAACAGCGGGAGGUGGAGGUGUACAAGCAGCAGGCCAAGUCGCUCUUCAAGCGCCUGUCGCAGGGCCUACCGCAGGCGUCGCGCAUGUCCAUCGAGACUGGCCCUUACUUCUUCCACUACAUAGUGGAGGGCGGCGUGUGCUAUCUGACGCUGUGCGAGCGGUCGUAUCCGAAGAAGCUGGCGUUCCAGUACCUGGAGGAGCUGCAGCGCGAGUUCGAAAAGGUCAACCGCUCGCAGAUCGAGACCGUCGCGCGCCCCUACUACUUCAUCAAGUUCGACACGUUUAUUCAGAAGACGCGCAAGCAGUACCUGGACACGCACACGCAGCGCAACAUCGACCGGCUGAACGAUGAUCUCAUAGAGGUGCAGCAGAUCAUGACUCGCAACAUCCAAGACGUGCUCGGCACCGGGGAGAAACUCGACCAUCUGACGCAAGUGUCCAGCCGGCUAUCUACAGAGUCCAGCGCAUACGCCAAGAAGGCCAAGCAACUCAGCCAACAGGCUCUUUUGAGAAAAUGGGCGCCCAUUGCCAUCUUAGUGCUCGUGGUCGUCAUGGUCUUCUAUGCCCGCCGCCUCUUCUACUCGUGA